AUGUCAAGAAAAUCUGACAUUCGAGUUGCUCCCCUUAAUUAUAAUUAUAAUUAUAAUUGCUCGCCAACGUUUCAGCUCUUCCAUAUUUCGCUGAUCGACGCUCGAUUAACACGAAGGCAUGUCAAGAGGAGUAAUCCGGGAUGCGCGAGCAGCGCCAACGCGCAGACGCAUGAAGCGUUCUCGCGACUCAUCAAUCGACUCGACGAUGAGAUGUUCUCCUACGUGCAGCCUGAAGCCAAUUUUCGGCUCGACUUCAAACCCAUCCACAAUCACAAAAUGUCGCCGGCGAAUCGCGACUGCCAUGUGCCGAACGACGCCACCGACGGUCCAAUACUUGAGCGAUCCGUGUGCCCAUACCACUAUAGGCUGAAUUAUAACGAAAAGAUCAAUGGCCGCAAGGUGUUCUGCGAGCCGAUGUACUACAACAUGAGGAUAAUGGAAUUCGACGAGUCGUGCGACAAAUUCGUCGAGAAGAUCGAGCGAAUCGCGUUGGCGUGCGUCACGAACUCGAUCUCCGACGCAUCCGUGACCCAUCAGACGCCGGUGAAGCCGCCAUCGCCAGUCUAG
This is a messenger RNA of Caenorhabditis bovis, 567 nucleotides long. NCBI's taxonomy places the organism in Eukaryota, Metazoa, Nematoda, Chromadorea, Rhabditida, Rhabditidae. The record is from the annotation of a GenBank genome assembly.